AUGGCAUCAUCUAUCCUCGACCAGUUCCGUCUCAACACAGACGAGGGCUGGCUGCCAGCUUGGUUACUGAUCGUAUCAGUAAUCUCUGCCGCAAACUCCGCCCAAUCCUACCUCAGCCCUCUAUACCACUCUCAAAUCUUCAUUGGCUCCCGUCGCACCAACAAUAAAUCCCCCUCCACACCGCUCGCUGCACGCACAUUCGGUACGUGGACGUUCGUGUCUGCUGUUAUCCGCGCCUACGCCGCAUACAACAUCCACAACCCCGUGGCAUACGAUAUGGCUAUUUGGACAUAUGGAAUUGCGCUGGUACAUUUCACGACGGAAUGGCUUGUGUACGGAUCUGCGGAGUUCAGGGGCCGGAUUGUAUUUCCGUUUUUGUUUGCCUCGGGGGCUUUGGUGUGGAUGGGGUUGGAGAGAGGGUAUUAUCUUGCUUAA
This is a messenger RNA of Talaromyces marneffei, 435 nucleotides long. RefSeq lists its product as uncharacterized. Bases 1 to 435 code for a protein of 144 amino acids. The record is from RefSeq and is a predicted model, not a curated record. NCBI's taxonomy places the organism in Eukaryota, Fungi, Ascomycota, Eurotiomycetes, Eurotiales, Trichocomaceae. The transcript has 2 exons. Gene Ontology annotation, cellular component: endoplasmic reticulum; membrane. Gene Ontology annotation, molecular function: protein-macromolecule adaptor activity.